CCUUGUUAAAAUACGAGGGCUUGUUUGGCUUUCUUUUUCUUGCCCUCUUUUCUUUUGACCUUUGAAAAAAAGACUAAUGAAGUAACAAAUUCGACAACCUUGCUCGAGUUUCACUUGUGCUCAAACAGACGCUCUCUCGCUCUCCCCAGCUCGCAUAGCAACCUGAGCUUUUAUUUCACGAAAUAGGGUUUUAGCAAAUGGGCGACGAAACCGGAGGCGCAUCACUACCAUCAACAGGAACAGACGCAAAGAAACGCCGAGUAACCUAUUUCUACGAACCCACAAUCGGCAACUACUAUUAUGGCCAAGGACACCCAAUGAAACCCCAUCGAAUCCGCAUGGCUCACAAUUUAAUUGUUCACUAUUCUCUUCACCGUCGCAUGGAAAUCAACCGCCCAUUCCCCGCCUCCACCAUCGAUAUCCGGAAAUUCCAUUCCGACGAUUACGUGGAUUUCUUGUCUUCGGUCUCUCCGGAAUCACUUGCGGACCCGGCUCAUAAUAGACAUUUAAAGAGGUUCAACGUUGGUGAAGAUUGUCCAGUUUUUGAUGGGCUAUUUGGUUUUUGUCAAGCGUCUGCUGGUGGGUCAAUGGGUGCUGCUGUUAAGCUUAAUAGAGGUGAUGCUGAUAUUGCUUUGAAUUGGGCUGGUGGGUUACAUCAUGCUAAGAAAAGUGAAGCUUCUGGGUUUUGUUAUGUUAAUGAUAUUGUGCUUGGGAUUCUUGAGUUACUCAAGGUUCACAGGCGUGUCCUAUAUGUUGAUAUUGAUGUCCACCAUGGAGAUGGCGUUGAGGAGGCAUUCUAUACUACCGACAGGGUCAUGACGGUGUCUUUUCAUAAAUUUGGAGAUUUCUUUCCAGGGACAGGGCACAUAAAGGAUACUGGUGCUGGUCAAGGCAAGAAUUAUGCCCUGAAUAUCCCAUUGAAUGACGGGAUGGAUGAUGUAAGUUUUCGUGCUCUUUUUCGGCCCAUCAUCCAAAAAGUUAUGGAGGUUUAUCAGCCUGAUGCUGUUGUUCUCCAAUGCGGAGCAGAUUCUUUGACUGGUGAUAGGUUGGGGUGCUUCAACUUGUCUGUGAAGGGCCAUGCAGAUUGCCUUCGUUUUCUUAGGUCUUUCAAUGUUCCUCUGAUGGUUUUGGGUGGUGGCGGAUAUACUAUCCGAAAUGUUGCCCGUUGCUGGUGCUAUGAGACGGCAGUUGCAGUUGGGGUAGAACCGGAUAAUAAAUUGCCUUACAAUGAAUACUAUGAGUACUUUGGUCCAGAUUACACACUUCACAUAGAUCCAUCUAACAUGGAGAACCUAAACUCACCAAAAGAUAUGGAGAGGAUAAGGAACAUACUACUAGAGCAACUUUCUAAACUCCCUAAUGCACCCAGUGUGCCUUUUCAGACAACACCAGCCAUAACCGAAGUUCCAGAAGAGGGUGACGAGGAAAUGGAUCGAAGACCUAAACGCCGCAUUUGGGAUGGCGAGGGUUAUGAGUCUCCUGAUGAAGAUGAGAAGCCCCAGCCGAGAAGGUUGAACAGCGAUGGUCUGGUAGCAAAGGAUGAGAUGAGGGAUCAUAUAGAUGAAAUGGAAGAAGACAAAAAAGACGUGCAUCCACAAUGUUGACUCAUGGAACUGUCUCUUUUUCUUUCUUUUUUCAAUGCAGCUCAAUAUCCCAUAGACUUGGCGAUCUUUCCGCCACAAGAGAGCUUAUACUUCCAAAACUACAGGAUUUCACUAGUUGGAAGGGUGUGUUUUUCUUUGGGAGAUUUAUGUGAUGAAAGCAUAGACCAACAGUUAAACUCCUGCAGUCACCCUAUUGUUUGAAAUUGUAGUAUCAUAGGAUCAGACUAGAUUAAAUUAUAAUUACGACUUACCUUUUUUUUUUUUUUUUUUUGUUGGGCCGCAGAAGACAAUUCUGUGGGACUUGAGGUCAAUUUUUGUUCUCUUGUAUGAUAUGUAAAUAUUUUAUGCAAGGGUCAACCUUUGUCAAUCUAAUUCAUGUCUCCUUCCUUUAUAA
This is a messenger RNA of Ricinus communis (castor bean), 1998 nucleotides long. Its product is annotated as histone deacetylase 6. The transcript is spliced from 6 exons. The record is from RefSeq and is a predicted model, not a curated record. The coding region runs from base 198 to 1604 and encodes 468 amino acids. NCBI's taxonomy places the organism in Eukaryota, Viridiplantae, Streptophyta, Magnoliopsida, Malpighiales, Euphorbiaceae. Gene Ontology annotation, molecular function: histone deacetylase activity.